UUUUUUUUCCAGCAGAGGAAGUCGGAGAGGGGUUGCCGAUUCGAUUCCUAGUCGGUUUGCAGUUAAGCAGCGGCGUCAGCCCUUGAAAUACCCAGGUCCGAUCGCAGAUUUGGCAAGCUCGUACGCCGCCUCAGCCUCGCAUUGCCACCACAAAACCGUACUUGCCAACUACUUGCCGACGCGAAUCCCUGCCGUGCCUGCGUCCUCGUCGAUCGAAGCCGCCGCAUGACGACGCCGGCGACGGUGAGCUUCGGUGCUCCUGGUCCUCGUCCUGGCGCUGCUGCAGUCCAGGCCCAGGGCGGGAGACCACCCGCGGCGCCUCAGCUACCAGGCGGCGGCGUGCCGCGUCCGCCGCGUCUCCAGUACACCGGGGUGACACGAGGCCCGAGCGGCGGCGGUGUGCCGCGUCCGCCGCGUCUCCAGUACACCGGGGUGUCACGAGGCCCGAGCGGCGGCGGGUGGAUGGCGCGCGUGCUGGUGGACCCGGAGCGGGGCUCGUGCCGCGCCGUCGGGCCGUUCCCGGACCCGCACGCGGCGGCGCUGGCGCACGACCGCGUGGCGAUCGCGUACCUGGGCGACAGGGCGCGGCCCAACUUCCCGCCGGCGUUCCACCCCAUCGAGCAGCGGUUCCUGCGGCUGUGCCGGGAGCGGGAGGGCCAGAUCGACGUGUGCGCGCUGGUGGCGGACCCCGGCACGUACGAGGCCCGGUACGCGACGUUCCUGAGGUCGGUGCUGCGGCUGAAGCAAUGGGGAGACUUCAAGGGCCUCAUCGUCGAGUUCUUCAUCAGCCGCGCCUCCGAGAUCGGGGACGAUAUCCUCAAGGAGGGCGGGGAGAGGCUGGAGGCCAGGUUCGUGGAGAUGCACCGGAACAAAGCCGUGGACCCGAAGUGGCGCGCCUCGUACAUCCGCAGAGUCUUGCAGGAGCAGAAGAACCAGCAGCAGGUCGCCGCCGCCGUGCAACCACAGCAGCAGCGCUGGGGCGGCAGUGCCACCGCCGUGCCCGUGCACCCCCAGCAGCAGCUGUUUGUGGCGUGAACAGAGAAAACUGAGUGUUUGAGAGUUUUUCCACUUUUAUGUGCCGUCCUUGUGUAAGGUUCGCCAUCAAAUUACUUGAAUCACGUGUCUGUAUUUGUAUUAAACUGUGAAUGUACUACUCCAUAUUGUUAUUAUAUACUACCUCCUCAGUGAAAGAAUGCAAUCAUGGAUGUGUAGUCAAAGUAGUUUAAAUCUCUACAACUAAAAAGACUCAGAUGAUAUCGUCAUACCGUAUCAUCGGCCUGCCUCACCCGCACUGCCCUUCCUCUCCCGUCCAGCUCCACCACGAAGCUCUCCUACCACUUCCUCUCUGCGCGCGAUAACCGCCGCGCAGCUCCCCCACGCAGCUCCCCUAACCCUUCCUCUCCUCGAUUGCUGCCGUCGCCGCCGCCGGACGGCGCUAUCCGCCGCGCAGCUUCCCCACGCACCUCCCGUAUCCUUCCCUUUCUGCGCGCUCUGCCGUCGCGGCCGCCGGACGCACGCCGGGCUGCCCCACGGUUCAGGUCAAUCCGCUCCUUCGUCGUGCUCAUCCACGCCCUCACGCCGCCGCACCGCCUGGAGGGCGCACCGGUGACCAAUCCGCGCCUGCACCGAAGCCUCGAACCCGUCGUCCGCACGCUGCCGUCGGCGACAGCUGCGUCCGCGCGAGCCUCGUCCUCGAGCGCCGCCCGUGACCGCUGUGAUCUCGGUCGGCUGCCGUCCGCACGAGCCCCGUCUCGACCGGCCGCCGUCCGUCCGCGCGCGCCGCCCUCGGCUCUGCUGGACACCAGCCACGCUGGGCUACCUGCUGGUGAAGGAACGGUCGAAUCCGGCCAAGGAACGACAACGGCGGUGAAGGAACGGCCGGACCGGUGAAGGGACAACUAGAUGCGACGAAGGGAGGAGGAAAUCUAGUGCUUGUUCACUUGAUGAGGACACGGAGGCAGCAGGUCCGGUGCUGGAGUGAGCACACGUGGAGGUCACGGUAGUGGAACUUGGAUUUGUGGCAGAAAGACUCCUCUCCUACACCGAUGAUCUCGAUGGCACCCUUGAUGUCAGCAUCGACCUGAUGUCAACACGCAGGUCAGUGCCUGAGAACGGUGGUGAACACCCCUAUGACGGCGGUGGCGACGGGCGGCAAGGCAGGAGGGAAGGUGUCCUUCAAGAUCAUCCUCACCUUCGACCCCAAGUUCCCUUUCAAAAUUGCGUUUCCUACUUGAUGCAGCUAAAUUCUGUGGUGAAUUUGAGAGACUAAAGGUUGUUCUAAAGGAGGUGGCUGCAUCUUAUGGGAAAAUCGUCUUGUUCGUUGAUGAGAUCCAUACAAUUGUUGGUGUAGAAAUGGAUGCUUUGAGAGAAGAUGUUUUUUUUGUAUUUUGGAGGAGGCAGCAAAGUGAAGCCAUGCCGAAGAGAUGCACAACCUAUGGCCAUUUCGCUAAAAUUUCAAGAGUUUUUUUUUAUCGUCAUGUUCUAUUUUCUUCUCCGUGUGAGUACUAAAUAUUGUGCAUGGUUUGGUUGCAUUUUAGACACAGAGGAGGAACAAGAUCAUGAGAAGAUAAAGGUGCUGCAGUGUUUCAGUCUUGAUGUUUUUUCCAAGCACAGACUGACAAGGAAUCCACGUGGUAUGUUGCAGUGUGGCAUCGAGCCACCAUCCCACCGAGGAGGCAGGAGCGCCGAGCAGCGAACAACAGAAUAGUAGCAGCCGAGCAGAUGUAUACACGCAUGCACGUCCUUUUGAUUGCCUCUAUAGUCUGUAAGCUUGGCUGCUUGGCUCUGUGGUCUUGGAUCCUCCUCUUCAGGCAGCCAGGUUCUAUCUAAUUCGAUUUGGUAGUUAACUUUUCUAGCUAAUGGUUGUUAGUUGUUGUGAAGUAUAUGUGUGAUGCGUGGCAUUUGAAGUUUCAAACGUGAUGUGCCACAACGCAAAAAGGACUAAGAAUUGAACAUUAAAUUUUGUUCAGAAAAAGAGGAAAUAGUCAACGAGUGAAUAGGAAACAACAAUAUACUUAGAUUACUUUACUAACUUUUGUAUCUCUGGAUCUGAUGGCUUCAGAAUUAUGAGAAACUAACUAUUGCCUUAUUUGCGACUUUUUGAUAGAAAAACAGUUGGAAGAACUUAUUCUCAUAUAUAUACGGUAUGGAUUUCUCUAUCUCAGUUACAUAUAUUGAUCCUGACAAAUGUAAGAUUAAACAGGUUUUGAUUUUCGUUGAGUAUUUCCUUUCCUUCUCUUGUGUACUCUUGACAAUUUAUUUAGUGUGUCUUGCAGUUGAGACGGAUCUACAAACUGGAGCACAGUAUAAAUAUGUGGUGUGGUUGUUGCUUCUAUCUCGUAUUUCCACUUGUAUGUUAUUUUCCUCAUUUUUUUUGUUCCGUAUGCCGUUCCUAUCUUCCUUUUAGAUUGAGUUUCUUCCAAUCAAUAGAGAAGCCUACGAUACCGCAUUAUCCGUGAUUGUAUUGAUUUCAUAAACUUUGAUUUUUAGAGUAUGUAAUUUUAAUACUAGAAUUUAAUUGUAUAGUAUUGUUAUCUUA
Messenger RNA from Sorghum bicolor (sorghum), 3538 nucleotides. RefSeq lists its product as uncharacterized. The record is from RefSeq and is a predicted model, not a curated record. Gene Ontology annotation, biological process: regulation of DNA-templated transcription. Gene Ontology annotation, molecular function: DNA-binding transcription factor activity; DNA binding. NCBI's taxonomy places the organism in Eukaryota, Viridiplantae, Streptophyta, Magnoliopsida, Poales, Poaceae. The coding region runs from base 226 to 1035 and encodes 269 amino acids. The transcript has 4 exons.